Molecule: messenger RNA, 8368 nt
Organism: Dreissena polymorpha
Lineage: Eukaryota; Metazoa; Mollusca; Bivalvia; Myida; Dreissenidae
Product: CCR4-NOT transcription complex subunit 1-like
Exons: 45
Coding region: 228-7649 (2473 amino acids)
Biological process (GO): nuclear-transcribed mRNA catabolic process, deadenylation-dependent decay
Cellular component (GO): P-body; CCR4-NOT core complex
Molecular function (GO): molecular adaptor activity
Source: RefSeq, a predicted model, not a curated record
UCGUGCCUAGUCUCACUUCCUCUGCAGAAAACAUGGCUGCGCUGACGCCAUGUUCAAGAUGACAAAGAAUUACUAAAACAGGAUUAACAUCCUGACUCCACUGCAAUAACAACCUACUAAACAACAAAACCAACCUUCCCUUUUUACGAAUUUAAGUUGUUUUGUUCCGUAGGGUGAGAAAGCUUCAAAGAAAUUUGGAGCUUUCGAUAUCGACUUUAUGGAAUAAUAUGAAUCUAGACUCGCUCUCAUUUGCCUUAGCUGAAAUAAGUUAUUCGGUGGCAAAUCUUACGAAGAAAAACUUCAGGUCCAGUGUUGCUGAAAUAAAUCACUUGGUGGGACAGCACGGAGCAGAGGCUGAUCGGCACCUGUUUCGCUGUCUCUUCUCCCACAUUGACUUCAGCAGUGAUGGUAAAAGUGCUGGCAAAGAUUUCCAUCAGAUACAGUUCUUGAUACAGGAGUGUGGUACGCUACUCAGCAAGCCAAACUUCGUCUCUACAUUGUGUUUUGCUAUAGAGAGUCCUCUACAUCACCAGAAGACUUUAAAACCCUCGACUCAGCUGUUCCCACAGAUCAGUAAGAUCCUACGACUGACCCGUGUGCAGGAAGUUGUGUUUGGACUCGCACUUCUGAAUUCUACGAGCUCAGAACUCCGAAAUCACUCCACGCAGUUUGUGAAGCAGAAGCUACCAGACCUACUACGUUCCUACAUAGAUGCAGACUCAGCUGUGAGGCAGGAAGGUGGGCUGCAGGAUAUUGCUAUAGAGGUGCUACAUCUCCUCUUGGCACAUCUGGUCCACUCCAAGGAACAGUUCGGCAUUGGAUCAGAACAGAAGGAGGCCUUCUUCUCUACUCUAAGAAAAGAUUUCCCUCGCGACCGCGUUCCGGUUGUUAUUGGCCCACUGCUCUACCCGGAGACUGACGACAUCUCCGUGGAUAAGCUAGUGUUUGUAACCAGCAUGCCCAAGACCCAUCUGGAUGCCUCACUAGCAGACAUGAUGCAAGAAUAUGACUUCUCUUGCACAGCCAGCAUUGAAGCAUGUCGGGGCCUGCUCCUGGAGUUUGGAGCUCGAGACCUGAGCCCGGCAGUGGUGGCGCGGGUGUUCGGCAUGAUGGCUAAGAACCCUUCCAGUCUUCCAGACCAACCCACACAGGUGAACACUGCACCGGGCAGUGGGUGGGGCGACAUUGGCAAAGAUAAGAUGGACCAGCCUGGUGUGAACACAUGGAAUGUGGAGAACUUUGUGCAGUGCAUACAGGACUUGGCUCCCAACAUUAACUGGCGUGAGGUGGUGGGGGAGCUGGACUACCCUCAGUUCUUUGUGGCCAACAAGCGGGGCCUACACGUGCUCAAGAAGGGGCUCAUUCUGGGGCUACAGGAGAUCUUCCCCGUCGAAUAUCUUUACAGGCUGUGGAAGAAUACGGAGGGACAGCUCUCGUUCAUUAUCCAAUCCCUGCGCAAUCCUGACGUGUUCUGCUUCGCUGACUACCCGUGUCACUCUGUGGUCAUUGACAUCCUGAAGACACCACCGGACGACGAGAAACGAGAGAUCGUCACAUGGAAAUCCCUGGACCUGGUAGAGGUGCUACUGCGCCUGUCGGAGGUGGGACACUAUCAGCAGGUCCUGGAACUCUUCAAGUUCCCUGUACAGAACUGCCCUGACAUGCUGGUCCUUGCGCUACUGCAGAUUUCUCCGACAUGGAACACCCUGAAGCAGGAGCUGAUCUCCAUGCUGAUGCCUCUGUUCCUUGGCAACCACCAGAACUCUGCAGUGGUGCUGCACUACGCCUGGCACUGCCAGGGCCACUCGAGCACCAUCCGCACCCUCAUCAUGCACUCGAUGGCCGAGUGGUACAUGAGAGGGGAGCCCCACGACCAGACCAGGCUCUCACGGAUACUGGAUGUGGCUCAGGACCUUAAGGCCCUCUCUAUGCUGCUCAACGCCACACCGUUUGCAUUCGUCAUUGACCUGGCCUGCCUGGCCUCGCGCAGGGAAUACCUCAAACUGGACAAGUGGCUGGGAGACAAGAUAAGAGAACACAGGGAGCCGUUCAUCCAGAUGUGUGUGACGUUCCUGAAGCGUCGCUGCCCCCAGUUGGUCGGUGGUUUCCCCAAGGAGGACCUCAAGAGUCAGCAGUUGCCCCCAGAAACCAUCAAGGUCAUGUUGACCUGUCUACAGCAGGUUGCAGGAAGUAUCAAUCAGGAGUUAGCGGAGGUCAUACUGACAAUGAUUAACAACGCCAGCAUGCUGAUGAAGCAGUGGCAAAGCUCAGUCGGACCGAAACCUCCCAACCCUGGCACUCCGGGACAAGCGAUGGGUCCCGGACCGGGUGUGCCACUUGGGCCAACAGGAAUUCAGGGCAAUCCCGGCCUCAGCAUGGGUCUGGGAAUGGGUCAGAACACCAUGGGCUCUGGAAUGGCUGGAAAUACAGCCUCACAGCAGGUGGGAAUGUUGGAUCAAGUGGACAAGCUGGGUAUUCCCAACUCAUGGGGUGUGCCUGGUCAGGCCAGUACAGGGUUUGCGGGCCUUGGUGCACCCAACAACGCCACUCCGGGCUCUCCUGCCAAGGGCUUCCCUACUGCGGGCUCCAAUGCCAGCUUCACUGGAAUCCAGAACCUCACCUCACAGCUGCAGAACCUGCCAAUGCCAUCCUCCUCGGGGCUGCCAGGCAUGGGGACACAGCGUGCGCCCAGUGUUAACACCCUCGGCUCUCUGAGUGCCCAGCAGGUGAUCAAACAACAGACCCCGCAGCCCCCAAAUCCCCUUGGGCAAUCACAGCAACAACAGCAGCAGCAACAACAGCAGCAGCAGCAAACCAUGCAGCAGCCACAAGCCCCGUCAGACAUAUUCAGCCUGAUUCCAAACUUCCGUCAGUCGUUCAGCAUUGAGGUGGAGGAUGAGGCGAACCUGUACUUCCAGCGUAUCUACAACCAGCCACCCUACCCCACCAUCUCCAUCGACGAGGUCCUCGAGACACUCAAACGAUUCAAGGACUCGGCCAUUAAGAAAGAGAAGGAAGUACACGAGUGUAUGCUGAGAAAUCUCUUUGAUGAGUACCAGUUUUUCCCAAAAUACCCGGACCGGGAGCUUCACACCACUGCCUUGCUGUUUGGGGGCAUCAUUGAGAAAGGACUGGCCACGUACAUGACCCUUGGCCUGGCUCUGCGCUAUGUACUUGAAGCACUGAGGAAACCACAUGGUACCAAGAUGUACUUCUUUGGUAUCGCUGCCCUGGAUCGCUUCAAGACAAGGCUCAAGGAUUAUCCGUCGUAUUGUCAGCAUUUGGCGGCCAUUCCACACUUCAGUCAGUUUCCUCAAACACUGAUAGAGUACGUGGAGUACGGAGGCAGGAACCAGGAGCCCCCCAGCAUGCUGCCUGCCCCACCCAGCACCCGCAGUCUCACCCCUGUCUCUGCCAGCCUGAACCUCCUGGGGGGCCAGUCCAUGUUCAACGUCAACCUGACCUCGUCAGCUGCUGGGUCAGGGUCGCUGGGGUCCAGCUCCCUGGACUCCUUUAACGCUUUGAUGAACAUGGCUGCUACAAUGACGUCCACGCCCACCACCACGGUUACUGUGACGACGUCAGCCAUGUCGGCUCCCACCACAACCACGUCUGCUACGAAAUCUCAGCAGAUGCCUAAGCCCUCAAUUGCCAAUGCCACCAACAUUGACACACUGCUAGCCGGCCAGAGCAAGGAAGAGCUGGUCGUACCAGCAGAGUCCAUUCAGGAUCGGGUGUUCUUCAUCUUCAACAAUCUCUCCCUAGCAAACAUGACACAGAAGUGUGAUGAACUGAAGAAGGAGGUGAAGGAAGAGCACAGGCAGUGGGUGGCCCAGUACCUCGUGAUGAAGAGGGCCAGCAUUGAGCCCAACUUCCACACACUCUACGCCAACUUUGUGGAGGCCCUCAACAUCAAGGAAAUCACUGACAUGGUCGUCCUGGAGACGUUCAGAAAUAUCAAGGUGUUGCUGCGAAGUGACAAAGGUGAUGCCAACUUCUCUGACAGGACCUUGCUGAAGAACCUCGGACACUGGCUGGGAAUGCUUACACUGGCCAAGAACAAACCCAUCCUCCAUAUUGAUAUUGACUUGAAGUCCCUUGUUUACGAGGCGUACCACAAAGGGGCUAGAGAACUUCUGUAUGUCGUUCCGUUUAGCGCCAAAGUGCUCGAGUCUUGCCACAAAAGCAAGGUAUUCCGCCCGCCCAAUCCCUGGACCAUGGGCAUCAUGAACGUGUUGGCAGAGCUGCAUCAAGAACCCAAUCUGAAACUGAACCUGAAGUUUGAGAUUGAAGUGCUCUGUAAAACACUCAACCUGGAACUCCAUGAUUUAAAGCCCGGCAAUUACCUGAAGGACACAAGUCGACUGACCACCCUGGAACCUCAGCUCUCCGUGUCAAAACCCAUCAUGCCUGUCCCUCAACCCAUCUCUACGCCUCAACCAGAACCACCCCUAGCUGGUCCAGUUCUAACGAACGUGACGCCGACAGUCUCUGCGCCGCCACCACCUCCGAUGGCAGCAUCCACUACGCCGAGCUCUACGCCCAGUCUUCCGGCAGAACAGAUGUUUGCAUAUGAGGAUAUCAACAUCACGUCCUUGGCAGGUCUUGCCCAACAUAUCAACUACAGUGAUCAAAUGCUUGGUGUGUUCCAAGCUAAUCCACAGCUGAAGCAGUUUGUUCGCCAUGCCCUGGAAAGAUCUGUCCAGGACAUUCUGCCCCCUGUUGUUGAACGGACACUGAAGAUUGCACUGCGAAAUUGUGAACAGAUCCUUAAGAAGGACUUUGCCCUUGACCCCGACGAGAACCGGAUGCGUCAGGCAGCCCGUCACAUGAUCAGCAGCACGACCUCAGGUCUUGCUCUGUACACCUGCAGGGAACCACUGUUCACAGCCAUCUCCAAUAACCUAAAGAACGCUUUUAUGACAAUGGUUCAAAACCCGACCCAGCAGCAGAAGGAGAUGAUCGAGCAGGCUGCCCAAAUCAUUGCCACGAACAACACGGCCCUGGCCAGCGCCUUCAUACAGAAGACUGCCGUGGAGAGAGCAAUACCUGAGAUUGAGAAAAGCCUCGCUGCUGACUUCGAAAGCCGUAAGGUGGCUCGGGAGAAAGGUAUCCGGUACUGCGACCCGGUCGUGUUGACCUACCAGGCUGAGCGGAUGCCGGAGCAGAUCCGGCUCAAAGUGGGUGGGGAGACGCCUCAACAGAUCGCAGUGUAUGAGGAGUUUGCCAGGAACAUUCCCGGGUUCCUGCCCAUCAUGGAGUCACCCAUGCAGGCUGUGGUCACUAAGCCUGUGCCUUCAUACCCUACAACGGAGGCAGUGUUUGAGAAGGUAGCCAUGGAGCUGGAGCAGCAUCUUCAGCAGACGAUGACCACGCCCUCAUCCAACCCCCUCGUGGUCCAGAUCAGGGGUCUACUAGAGGCCGUCAUCACGGCGAUGACCACCCUUGACAUGAGCUCGGCCAACGCACUGCUGCAGAAGGCCGUGGAAGGUUUUAUGGAAUUGUACACUCCAAUGACCCCUGACCAGAAACUGAUGCUGAGAUUCCGCGAGUGUCACCUGUUGGUACUGAAGGGGCUUCAACAGGACCAGAGGGCCUUUGGACCCCAGUGGACUAAACAGAUCACCAGGUGUCUGAUAGAGUGCGUGCAUGACAACAACCGCUUCAACAUUGAGGCAGUGGACGUGCUGAUCCGGUCUGGGCUGGUUAGCGUGCCCCAGUACGACGUGUACCUGUGUCAGCUGAUGGAGGACAACAACAUGAUGGCCAUCUCCUUGGCCAUGCAGCUCGUCCAGAGAUACUGCAUUGACGAUAAGGCUAACUCUUCAGUCACUGAGGCUGACUUCUGCAACACUAUCGAGUUCCUGAACCUGUUGGCUGCUAAGAUGAGACAGCCCCCAUCUGAGUUGACCAACCUCCUGGAUGGCCUCCGUCAGUCUGCCACCACUGUGAGUGCAGCGGACUACGGCAUGCUAGAUCGGCCUCUCCGUGGACCCACGUCCAUGAUGCAGUCCGGGAUCAGCCAGGCCCGGGAAAUCGAGGACCCUCCCGGACUUCCGGAGAAGACCGAGUACCUGCUCCGGGAAUGGGUCAACAUGUACCACUCACCUGCCGCUGGCCGCGACAGCACUAAGGCCUUCUCCUUGUUUGUUCAACAGAUGCAUCAGCAGGGUAUACUGAAGACAGACGACCUGAUCACCCGUUUCUUCCGUCUGUGCACGGAGAUGUGCGUUGAUCUGUGCUACCGAGCACUGUCAGAGCAGGCCCAGACACAGAACGUCGCCAUGACACGCAAUAAGUGCUUCCCGACGCUGGACGCCUUCGUGAGGCUGAUCAUGCUGCUUGUGAAGCAUUCUGGAGAUAACUCCAACACCAACACAAAGAUCAAUCUGCUGAACAAGGUGCUGGGCAUAGUGGCUGGGGUGUUGCUCCAGGACCAUGAGGUGAGGGGAGAGGAGUUCCAACAGCUGCCCUAUCACAGAAUCUUUAUCAUGCUCUUUAUCGACCUGAACGGGCCAGAACAUGUCCUAGAAGUGAUUAACUUCCAGAUAUUGACAGCUUUCUGCAACACUUACCACGUUCUGCGUCCGACCAAGGCGCCUGCGUUUAUGUUUGCGUGGCUGGAGCUCAUAUCCCAUCGUGUGUUCAUCGGGCGCAUGCUAUCACUGACACCACAACAGAGGGGUUGGGGAAUGUAUGCCCAGCUGUUGAUAGACCUCUUCAAGUUCCUCUACCCGUUCCUGAGAAAUGCUGAGCUUACACAGCCCAUACAUUUCCUAUACAAGGGCACACUGCGGGUCCUGCUAGUCUUGCUGCACGAUUUCCCAGAAUUCCUGUGCGACUACCACUAUGCGUUCUGUGACGUCAUCCCACCCAACUACAUCCAGAUGCGCAACCUGAUCCUGAGUGCGUUCCCCCGUAACAUGCGCCUGCCAGACCCGUUCACUCCGAACCUGAAGGUUGACAUGCUGCCAGAGAUCCAGCACGCGCCUAGGAUCCCGCUGAACUUUGCAAACAUGAUCACGCCGAAUUCCUUCAAGAUCGAUUUGGACUCGUACCUGAAGACCCGUUCACCCGUGACCUUCCUAUCGGACCUGCGUAUAAGCUUACAGUCAAAGGAGCCGGGCUCACGCUACAACAUCCCGCUGAUGAACGCGCUGGUGCUGUACGUGGGCACGCAGGCUAUCACCCACAUUCACACUAAGGGGCUAACCCCCAGUAUGAGCACCAUUGCUCACUCCUCACACAUGGAUAUAUUCCAGAACCUGGCUGUCGACCUCGACACAGAGGGGCGCUACUUGUUCCUGACGUCCAUUGCUAACCAGCUGCGCUACCCCAACAGCCACACCCACUACUUCAGCUGCACCCUGCUGUACCUGUUUGCAGAGGCCAAUACUGAGGCCAUUCAGGAGCAGAUCACAAGAGUGUUGCUGGAGCGUCUGAUUGUCAACCGGCCCCACCCCUGGGGACUGCUCAUCACCUUCAUCGAGCUCAUCAAGAACCCGCAGUUCAAGUUCAUGAACCACGAGUUUGUCCACUGUGCUCCUGAGAUAGAGAAGUUGUUUGAGUCGGUGGUGCGAUCCUGCGUAAUUCAGUCCAAGACGACCGUGACACCGUCACGUGAUCAAGACACCAGCGAUCUGCAUUGAGCUUACAGCGAGAAUCAAUGACUGACUGACAGAGAUAAAUACUGCAAACUAUUUGUCAAAUCAAUUGCUACAAAUUAUUAAGUUUGUGUAUCAUGCUGCUAUUGGCAUACAGGCACCAUUGUCUGGUCUUUUUGUAAAUAGUCACUUAUGCAUUUAAUUAAAAGCAAUUGGUUAAUAUAUAAGAAUGUCCUUAGUGUAAACUGUUUUUUUUCUUCUGGGUUUUCAUUUCAUAAUCUAGAAUGAAUUGAUGAUUAUACUUUUGGGUAAUUUGUGUGCUUUUGGAAAUCAAAUUAAGAGAUGUGUAAUAAUCUUAAUAUUAUUCCUGAGUGCAUAAAGUUAGAGAACUUAUUUUUGUGUGUGAUCGCCUUUUGUAUGUCAUGUGACGUCAACAUUUGCCUUGUUAACACUCUAAUUCAAAGUAAACUAUUACCAUUAAUUUGGAGAUUAUGCAUAUACAAAUGAAUUACACUAUAGUAUUGGCUUGUAAAAGGCAUUCUUUGAAUAUAUAUCUUUAUUUGAGUAUUUGACAUGUUGAUGUUAUGGUGUGACUGUAUAAGUGACAAUUGUUAUGCAUCAAAGUGCAUUUGUAUAAGCUGAGUAUAUGUAGUUAGUGGGAAUACAUUUAUGAAUAUGUGGUGUUCAGAUGGUGUUAGAAGUUCGUGUUAAAUAUAAGCUAUCUGUGUAGUUUGCGCUUUUCUUUCAAUAAAAAUGCAAUUAUA